Cladophialophora psammophila CBS 110553 is the source of this 918-nucleotide messenger RNA. RefSeq lists its product as uncharacterized. The coding region runs from base 1 to 918 and encodes 305 amino acids. Lineage: Eukaryota; Fungi; Ascomycota; Eurotiomycetes; Chaetothyriales; Herpotrichiellaceae. The transcript has 2 exons. The record is from RefSeq and is a predicted model, not a curated record.
AUGGCUCGAUUCAAUCCAGGCCAUCCGAGCUUGUCGUUGGCCGCCCUUUUUGACAAGGUCUUCGUUUUGAGCGGCGGAUCAACCGGUAUUGGAGCCGCAACGGUCCUUCUCUUGAAUUCGUACGGAGCGAAAGUGGUGUUUGGUGACAUCGUACCACCCAAGACGUCUGUCGGUGACUACUUUCAUACAGAUGUCACUAAGUACGAAGACAAUCUUGCCCUUUUUCGAUUUGCUUUCGAAAAGUACGGUCGUGUCGAUCACGCCGUGGCCAACGCCGGAGUGAUCGAGCAACCAGGUUGGUUCCAACCGGAUGGCAUAGAAUCUCUUCAGAAUCCACCACCUGAUCUAGUGGUUGACGUCAACCUGAAAGGCACGUUGUACUUUAGUCACAUCGCGCUGCAAUAUCUUGCUCGCAACAGGGGCGACACAGACCGUUCUCUGACCAUGUUGAGCUCCCAAGCCGGCUUCAAGGAGACGCCAGGACUUUUUGUUUACCAGGCCACCAAACAUGGAAUUCUUGGCUUAAUGAGAUCGCUCCGAUUGUGGACGCCUACCACCUUCGGCGUGCGCGUCAACGCUGUCUGUCCAAGCAUGACUACUACCCAAAUGGUUGCUGGCAUUCAAGAUGCGUGGAUGGCCGGCGGAAACCCCGUCAAUGACCCAGCAGACAUCGCUAAGAUAAUCUGCGGUGUGGUGGCUGCCGGGCCUGGAACUGGGGCGGUCUGUGUUGGAGGUAUUGACUGGGACAAUUCCAAAGCCGGGUUGAAUGGCAGGGCACUGUUUGUAAUGGGAGGCGAAGCCUAUGACAUUGAAGAGGGAUUGGACCGAACCGAAGAUCUCUGGCUAGGCAGAGUCAUCAGUAAGAAACUCGAAAGAGCGCAGAAAGGGCUGGGAAAGGGAGAUGAUUGGGUGUCUUGA